AUGACUCACUCCUGCUGCUCCCCGUGCUGCCAGCCCACGUGCUGUGAGUCCAGCUGCUGUCGGCCUUGCUGCCCCCCAACUUGCUAUCAGACUAGUGAAAACACCUGCUGUAGGACCACCUGCUGCAAACCUACCUGUGUGACCACCUGCUGUCAGCCCGCCUGCGGUGGGCCCAGCUGCUGCCAGCCUUGCUGUCGCCCUAUCAGUUGUCAGACCACGUGCUGCAGGACCACCUGCCUCAAGCCUACUUGUGCGACCACCUGCUGCCAGCCCACCUGCUGUGAGUCCAGCUGCUGUCAGCCCUCCUGCCCCCAAACUUGCUGUCAAAUCACUGAAACCACCUGCUGCAAACCUACUUGUGUGACCAGCUGCUGUCAGCCCACCUGCUGUGGAUCCAGCAGCUGUGGACAAACCUGCGGUGGUUCCAACUGCUGUCAGCCAGCUUCCUGUGCACCCGUGUACUGCCAUAGAACCUGCUACCACCCCACAUGCGGCUGCCUGCCUGGGUGCCAAGCCCAGAGCUGUGGAUCCAGCUGCUGCCAGCCUUGCAGCCGCCCUGUCUGCUGUCAGACCACCUGCUGUCGGACCACCUGCUGCCGCCCGAGCUGUGUGUCCAGCUGCUGCCAGCCUUCCUGCUGCUGA
This is a messenger RNA of Budorcas taxicolor (takin), 642 nucleotides long. Its product is annotated as keratin-associated protein 9-2-like. Gene Ontology annotation, cellular component: keratin filament. The transcript has a single exon. Lineage: Eukaryota; Metazoa; Chordata; Mammalia; Artiodactyla; Bovidae. The record is from RefSeq and is a predicted model, not a curated record. The coding region runs from base 1 to 642 and encodes 213 amino acids.